Molecule: messenger RNA, 1855 nt
Organism: Anolis carolinensis (green anole)
Lineage: Eukaryota; Metazoa; Chordata; Lepidosauria; Squamata; Anolidae
Gene: bok
Product: BCL2 family apoptosis regulator BOK
Exons: 5
Coding region: 344-991 (215 amino acids)
Biological process (GO): extrinsic apoptotic signaling pathway in absence of ligand; intrinsic apoptotic signaling pathway in response to DNA damage; regulation of apoptotic process
Cellular component (GO): mitochondrial outer membrane
Molecular function (GO): protein heterodimerization activity; protein homodimerization activity
Source: RefSeq, a predicted model, not a curated record
CUUGCCUUACAAGGCCACAGACUGGCGGGCCCCUCCCUCCUUCCUUCCCUCCGGAGGAGAAGUGGAGCCAGAUCUAGAAGCAGCAGCAGCAGUAGGCGAAGGGAGGCUGGAGGCGGCCAGGCAAAGGAUCCUCCCCGUCUUGCCUCUGUUCCCAGGCAGUCAGUCGCUGGAGCGUGGAAGGAAAUGCCUCGAGCAGGUAGCCAAGAACAGCAUCUGCAUCCAGGGAGGCACUGAACUGAAAUCACAGUGAUUCACUCUCCAGCUGUCAGUUCGGUUCCGCUGAAGGCAUCUCCGCCAAGGAAUUCCUCAUGCCAGCCCCACCCUCCAUGUUGGGAAUCAGGUGAUGAAGAUGGAUGUACUGCGCCGCUCCUCUGUCUUCGCUGCAGAAGUGAUGGAAGUGUUUGACCGGACACCCACCGACAAGGAGCUUGUGUCUCAGGCCAAAGUGCUGUGCAGAGACUUCAUCCACUCCCGGCUCAUACGGGCUGGCAUUGGCUGGAACAAGCCUGAACACAGCGUGCCUGUUCCCGGGGGCAAGUUAGCAGAGGUAUCCAACAUACUUCUCAGAUUAGGUGAUGAGCUGGAGUACAUUAGGCCCAACCUUUACCGGAACGUAGCGCGACAGCUGAACAUUUCUUUGCACUCUGAAACAGUGGUGACGGAUGCAUUCCUGGCGGUGGCAACGCAGAUCUUUUCUUCAGGCAUAACAUGGGGCAAGAUUGUGUCUCUCUAUGCUGUGGCAGCUGGCCUUGCUGUGGACUGUGUGCGACAUGCUCAGCCAGCCAUGGUUCAUACUAUUGUGGAUUGCUUGGGAGAAUUUGUACGCAAGACCUUGGUGACCUGGAUGAAGAGAAGAGGAGGCUGGAGUGACAUAACAAAAUGUGUGGUGAAUACUGAUCCCAACCUCCGCUCUCAUUGGCUUGUGGCUGCCAUUUGUAGCUUUGGCCACUUCCUGAAGGCCAUCUUCUUUGUGCUGUUACCAGAAAGAUGAAGUUCAUUUGCUCAUGGAAGCCCCAGUCUUCUUCUUCUUCUCAUAGCUGAAGAAGAGCAGGGAAAGAAAUUAAUUGAGGAAGAGAGUUUGACAACCUUUCAUUCUUCUGGCUUCCCAAGCUCUUCAUCCUUGGUGGAAUAAAUAUUUCUUCAGCUCACUUUUGCAGCAAUCACCCGUUGCACUUUCAAAGUUGCUUAGGAUUAUGUUCAGUGGUUUGGGAGAACGAUGGCUUUGCAGCGGUUAUUUAUUUCUUUUUGUUCAAAUUGUUCUCUAUUUUUUGUAGAAGAUGAUAAGAAUCAUAGUUGGUGCUGCUGUCAAGAAGAAAACUGUGCUGUUUGUUUGUAAUGCGUCAACUGUUUCUCCGUUUUUCAUUUGGAUCUCUCCAGCUUUGUUAUUUCCUGUUAAAGCUGUGAAAUGGAGGACUUCUUCAAAAGCAUGACGUUCUUUAUGGUUUCUCUUAAGUUAAAGAAUAAUUCCAGUUGUGGUACUCUCUUUACUUAAAGGGGAGCCAGGCAGAGAAUGGGUACCUCGGGCAGCAGAAUGACCAACUAGAUUACAUAGGGUGUCAAGGACAAAAUAUCAGGAGUCAAUUUUUUUUUUUAAAAAAAAGCUCUGCUCUUUCCUUAGUGGAACAAAAGAAUGCAAAUUGUAGCACAUUUUAAAAUAUAUUAACAAGAGAUCUAACUGGAGCAUGAGAAAGUGAUUGAGGGAUGCAAGAAGAUCCCAUUAGCAAAACAUACCUUAUAUGACAAAAGCAAAAAGAUAUGUCUGUGAAUUGUAUCCACUGCAGUGCAUUUACCAUGUGCAAUGUGUGACUUUUAUUUCUGUUGUGAUAAAUAAUAAAUGAUUGAAUAUUUUAUUUCA